Messenger RNA from Ceraceosorus guamensis, 1798 nucleotides. RefSeq lists its product as hypothetical. The transcript has 3 exons. The record is from RefSeq and is a predicted model, not a curated record. NCBI's taxonomy places the organism in Eukaryota, Fungi, Basidiomycota, Exobasidiomycetes, Ceraceosorales, Ceraceosoraceae. Gene Ontology annotation, cellular component: endoplasmic reticulum. Bases 59 to 1372 code for a protein of 437 amino acids.
ACCAACACUGUUCAAACCUCGCACCACCACCACAGCAGCGCUGACGUCUACGAUCAGCAUGGGCAGACUUUGCCCGAGACUCAACUAUACCUCGAACACGAUGCGCAGCACUGUCUUCGGCGCAGCAGCCGUGCUGCUUGCGACGAUCACAUCAGCUCAAUCCGCCCCACGCACGGCCUCGCUGCACCUCUUCCCCUCCUCCAUCUCCGACGACUACUCGAUUCCCGAAGUCUCUGCUUCUCAGGUGCACAAGCUGCUCAGCUAUCACCUGUCCAUUCCGGGCGAGAAGUUGGACGGCGCUCAUUGGGCUCAUCCAGAGGCUUGGCGAUGGAUCGAUGAGAAAUCCAGGCCGAGCGCAAAGGAUCUCUUUGGUGCUUCUGAGCAGGACCUUCGAAAGGCCAUCAUUGUAUUGAGGGCAGACGAUGCUGAUCUGAUCCCUAGGCAUCUGGCGCAGACCCACAAAAUAUCUCAGCCACACAACGAAGAGAAUUGGGAUGCCCUCUUCGAUGUGUAUGCGGAAAGACUGGGCGGUCUGACGGGAAGCUUGAUCCAUGCGGCUAGUCGCGCAGCAGAAAGGCUAUCCGAUUGGGCUACGGGCUCAAGCGAGGAGGACCGAGCCGAGCGCACGUUUCAAGAUGUUUUGAGGGAGAGCGCUACAUCUUUGGAUAACGGCGACGCCUCUUUCGAACUCCUCCGUUUUGACAGGGCACUUGAAGGCAUUUCUCAGCAGUCUGGUGACGCUAGCGACGAUCUCGAUGCAGCGCGCUCCCAGAUCAAAGAGCAGAUUGAGACUUUGUUCUCUUCUGCUCGAACCGCAGACAACAGACGCAGUAUCGCGCUUCUUUUGAUUCCCACCAGCGAACAAGAAGAGGGUCUUGCCAAGCGACAGGUGCAGGACCCUUUGGCGCCCUUUGGUAUCACGAAGCGAGCGGACCGCUGGACGGAUGGUCAGGGUUCUUGGUCAGAAGCUUCCUCAUCAGGAAGCGAGACCUUGUGGAGCCUUAGCGACAGCCUCAAGAACUCCAGCAAGCCGCCCAAAGAGUCCGACUACGUGGGAAAGUGCUUCUCAUCUGAGUCUGAUCUGAACAAAGCGACAGCAGAUUGUUCUGGAAGAGGCAAAGCGGUUCUGUCGACCAAAGGCGCAAGACGUUGUUAUGUUUGCCAAUGCUCCAAGACGAAGGAGAAGGGAAGUUCGACUUCUUGGGCGGGCGAAGCUUGCCAAAAGGUGGACCUCAGCACCAGCUUCACGCUGCUCGCUACUACCACCGUCGGUCUUCUCGCCACCAUCUUUAUGAGCAUCAGCUUUUUGGUCAAGGAGGGGAACAGAGAGCUUCCUAGCGUCCUUACUGGUCUCAGUGGUGCGAAGCAUUAGGCCAGACUGUCCAUUUCUCACUCUUCGCCAUCCGAGGAAGGAGUCAAUCGAUGAUUGCAUACGUAUUCUUGGCCGUGAUACUACAGGGUAUUUGACAUCUGGGUGCGAUUCGUACAAGCGUGAUCGCUAAUGCCCCCACCAAGCCACCCACUUCUCUUCAUCUGCUUCCAAGCCCCACGACGAUUCUUCGCCAGGCCGAGCAAGGUGAAUAUGCCAAAUUCCUCCUUCCUCUACCUGCCCAUGAGUAAUGAUGGGUAUCUCGAGCGGUCUUCCAUUGAUAGUGAAAUGCAGGAUCCUUCUGGGUUCGGCAGGUGCGGACGAAUCCCCUUGUGCGCCUCCAGGCUCGUCGACGGAGCCAUGCACGAUGAUCACUAGCUUGUGAUCUUUGAUGUGAGGCAGCUUAAUGGUCACUUUUGAGAAGAAUGG